This is a messenger RNA of Aspergillus saccharolyticus JOP 1030-1, 1270 nucleotides long. RefSeq names its product mitochondrial 54S ribosomal protein bL27m. The transcript has a single exon. Gene Ontology annotation, cellular component: mitochondrial large ribosomal subunit; ribosome. Lineage: Eukaryota; Fungi; Ascomycota; Eurotiomycetes; Eurotiales; Aspergillaceae. Gene Ontology annotation, molecular function: structural constituent of ribosome. The coding region runs from base 63 to 935 and encodes 290 amino acids. The record is from RefSeq and is a predicted model, not a curated record. Gene Ontology annotation, biological process: translation.
CUUCAAUUCCCUCAGUUCUCCAUGCAAAGGAGCUGAUCGUCUCCCUUCGAAUAUCACACGCAAUGUUCCGGCCCCAUGGAAUUCUAGCACCCUUUAGGGCUCUAGAACGAGCCAUUGCGCCCUCUACUGUCCGCGUUGCCUCCUACUCUACCUCGAUCCUCUCCUCCGCCGUCACAACCACUACCCCCUCUUCCUCCUCCACGACGUUACUACGAACCAACACCACCCGCCUUCUUCCUCCUACCACUACUUCUCUUCUCAACCUUUUCACCCGGCAGCAAGUUCGUCACGCCUCCCACGCCUCCCAAGGUGCCGCGAACCGACACUCGCGCGAUCCGGCCGGCAAACGUCUCGGCGCGAAGCGUGCCGCCGGCGAGUAUGUGGUUCCAGGAUGCAUCAUCUUCCGGCAGCGGGGGACGAAGUGGUUUCCCGGCGAGAACUGCGCCAUGGGCCGGGACCACACCAUCUACACCACCCAGUCCGGCUACGUGAGGUACUACCGCGACCCGGAGCGGCACCCGGACCGCAAAUACAUCGGCGUCGCUUUUGACAAGGACGGCAAGCUGCCCACGCCGCGGAACGCGCCAACCCGCCGCCGGCUCGGUAAGGUCGCCGUGCGGUUCGAUCCCGCCGACCUGGCCAUCAACCAGAAGCAGCAGUCCGACUUGGUGGCUGAGGUCACGGCGGAGGGGACGACGGUCGGCGCUGUGCCCGCGGCGGCGAUGAAUGCGGGACUGCAGCUCCGCCCCGGCUACAUGUACCGUGAGGCGAACUGGCAGAUUGGUCGAGUUGCGGAGAAGGCCGGAAUUACUGCCCAGGCGCAUCGUCCUAAGAACCGCUGGCUGGCGUGGCGAAAGAGAGUGGCUCGCACUGAACGCUGGGCCCAGAUGAAGAGCUUGAAGAACCGGAAGAGCACGAAGAAAGGCAAGAAAUGAACGGUAUGAAUCCAGUGCCGUCGGCUCUGGGAACCCGGGUUCGAUCGACCUUCAGCCGGUUGGUCGGGGCUUCUGGGUCCUUUCGCCUUUUGCUCGCUCAGCUGCCUUGCUCGAUUUACGUCCGUGAUGUGAUACUCGGUCCUUGCAUGCAGUAAUAUCUUUUUGUCUGUGUCUUCUCGUCUCUGGCAUUUGCGUACAGUUAUGGGGUUUACUUCGGGUAUUUGCUUUUCCAUCUCUCAUAUUUCAUGUAUUAUAAGAUGUUUCCAACAUGUUUCUGCUUCUGCCCAUUUGUGCAACUAGAACACUGGUUGAAUUGAUUCUAGAUGAAUAGUCAU